GGAUGUCAAAGGCUUUGUUAAAAGCAACAAAGCAAUACGGCAAUACAUUCGAGAUUUACCUUAUGACACAACGAUGUAUCGUUGUAUCUGAUCCAAAGGAGGUUGAAAAAGUUUUUAAUAAUUCACCGAGAAACAAAUUUUUUAAUAGGGCUGAAUUAGGUUCACUUCAUGAAUACAAGCUUAACACUGGUGUGGCAUUUAAUAAUGACUACCCAGCAUGGAGAUAUAAUAGAAAAUUUAUUGCACAAGCAUUAUUGUCACUAAGGCUUUUAAAAGAGUCAGUCACCACCGGUCAACAAAAUUUUGACAAAUCAAUGAAAUAUUGGCAAAUAAAUCAUGGGACAAAAAAAGAAUUUGUUGUUAAUAUAGCAGAAUGGGCAAGAUAUUAUACAGCUGACUCAAGUUUUAAAUUAUCAACUGGUAUACCCUCUUAUUCAUUAGCUUCCUACAACAAAAUUUCAUUGGAUGAU
Messenger RNA from Entrophospora candida, 470 nucleotides. The record is from the annotation of a GenBank genome assembly. Lineage: Eukaryota; Fungi; Glomeromycota; Glomeromycetes; Entrophosporales; Entrophosporaceae.